GAGACGCCAUUUCAGGGUGGAGAUUAUGAACUAAAAACCUGAAAUAAAAGGACUUAAAUCUGUGAUUCAGAGGGACAUUUAACUGGUGAGUCUACCGAUUGAAGAAUACUUAAAAGAUUUGAAGAAAUGGAUGAAAAAACUCUUAAAGAUUACCUGAGCUGCCACGUUUGUUUAGAGACGUUGAAAGAUCCGGUGUCUCUGAGCUGCAGCCACAACUUCUGUUCAAGCUGCCUGAAAGAGUUCUGGGAAGAAGCUAAAAACAAAAACUGUCCCAUCUGUAAAAGAAAAUCUUCUAAAGAUCUUAUUGUGAACUUUUCACUGAAGGGACUUGCCGACUCUUUUGCUGGAAAACAGACAGGUGGAUCGUCUGAGACUGAAAAAGAAGAAAAGAGGCUGGAGGAAGUUUGUAAGAAACACCCAGGAAUACCUUUCCUGUUCUGUAGAGACGAACAGAGAACUGUGUGUUCUGUCUGUGAGUUUUCUCUGCACCAGAACCACAAAGUGGUUCCUGUAGAAGAAGCAGUCGGUGAGCUGAAGGAGCUGCUGAAAUCUGACUUAAAGUCUCUGCAGGACAAGAGGAACAAAUACAAACGGGUGGAGGAAACAUAUAAAGAUCUGGUUCAACACUCGGAGAAGCAGCUGCUGUCCACAGAGAAGCAGAUCAGAGCAGAGUUCAACAAACUCCAGCAGUUCCUGAAGGAGGAAGAGGAGUCCAGACUGGCAGCUCUGAGGGAGGAAGAGGAGCAGAAGGGGAGGAGAAUCAGCGGGGAGAGGAAGAGGAUCCAGCAGCAGAUCUCCUCUCUGUCAGACAGCAUCUCUGCUGUGGAAGAAGAGCUGCAGAAAGACAACAUGUCGUUCCUCAGCAGGUUUAAACCCACCCGGGACAGAGCCAGAGAGCAGAGCUCAGUGUCAGAUCCACGGCUGCUCUCAGGAACUCUGGUAGACGAGGCCAAACACCUGGGAAACCUGGCCUUCAGAGUCUGGGAGAAGAUGGGGGACCAGGUCCACUUCAGCCCGGUGGUUCUGGACCCAAACACUGCACCCUCCUGUCUCCAUCUGUCUGCUGAUCUGACCAGUGUGAGAUGUGGAGAUACAUGGCAGCAGCUUCCUGAUAAUCCAGAGAGAAACGACUACGGAACCAGUGUUUUUGGUUCUGAGGGUUUGACCUCAGGGAAACACAGCUGGGAGGUGGAGGUGGGAGAUUAUCCUGUCUGGAUUAUUGGUUUGGUUAAAGACUCAGUUGACAGGAAGAACAAGACAUUUGCUUCACCUACAUAUGGAAUCUGGUGUUUACGGCAUUGUGAUGGAGAAUACAGCAAUGGUGAUGGUAAGACCGUCACGGUGGAGACGAGUCUCCGGAGGAUCAGAGUCCAGCUGGACUAUGACGGGGGGACGGUUUCCUUCUACAACGCUGAAGACAUGACACACAUCUACACUCACCAAUACACUUUCACUGAGAAACUCUUCCCUUAUUUCAGUCUGGGAAAGUCUGGUGAUGCAAAAACUUCUGAGAUCAGAAUCUGUCAGACAAAGAAAAGAUUAACCUGAGAUAAAAAAAAAUAUAUGUACCGGUAUGUGUCUUUAAUGUUUUGAUGGAAUAACUUUUCCAAGAGCAGGAUUAUUUUAAGUAAAAAGUUCACAUGUGCAAACAAACGAAUCUCAAAACUUUGAAAAUACGACACAUUUAAAUAUUAUUGUAAAACAUUCAGCGUAUUUGUUCAGCGUUGAAUAAGAUACCAAAAUAUAAAAGUUUAUAAAGUUGUGAUUCAUUUUAUCCAAGUUUGUAUUCAUGUUAUAAAUGUAAAGCCCAAAAUAUAAAGCCCAAAACGGCUCAGCUCCGCAGUAUUUACAAGACCUGAUAGUGCCUUAUGUUCCUGGCAGAGCUCUCCGCUCCCAGAGUGCAGGUUUACUCGUAGUUCCUAGAGUA
Molecule: messenger RNA, 1927 nt
Organism: Cololabis saira (Pacific saury)
Lineage: Eukaryota; Metazoa; Chordata; Actinopteri; Beloniformes; Belonidae
Product: nuclear factor 7, ovary-like
Exons: 1
Coding region: 127-1548 (473 amino acids)
Molecular function (GO): zinc ion binding; protein binding
Source: RefSeq, a predicted model, not a curated record